Molecule: messenger RNA, 1008 nt
Organism: Nerophis lumbriciformis (worm pipefish)
Lineage: Eukaryota; Metazoa; Chordata; Actinopteri; Syngnathiformes; Syngnathidae
Source: RefSeq, a predicted model, not a curated record
AUGUCAGAUCUCUGUGUUGGAAUCAAUGGCUUUGGUCGUAUUGGCCGCCUUGUGUUGAGAGCCUGCCUUGAGAAAGGCAUCAGGGUUGUGGCCAUCAAUGACCCCUUCAUUGACCUGCAGUAUAUGGUCUAUAUGUUCAAGUAUGACUCCACCCACAACCGUUACCGUGGAGAAGUCUCUGCCGACAAUGGAAAGCUCAUCGUGGAUGGCCAGUCAAUCUUUGUUUACCAAUGUAUGAAGCCAUCUGAGAUCCCCUGGGGCAAGGCUGGCGCUAAGUACGUUGUGGAGUCAACCGGAGUCUUCCUCAAUGUGGAGAAGGCUUCUGCUCACAUAUCUGGUGGGGCUCACCGUGUGGUAGUUUCAGCUCCAUCACCCGAUGCUCCCAUGUUUGUCAUGGGUGUCAAUGAGGACCAAUAUGACCCCUCCACCAUGAAGAUUGUCAGCAAUGCCUCCUGCACCACCAAUUGCCUGGCUCCCUUGGCCAAGGUCAUCAAUGAUAACUUUGGCAUUGACGAGGGUCUCAUGACUACAGUCCAUGCAUACACAGCCACCCAGAAGACAGUGGAUGGCCCCAGUGCCAAGGCCUGGCGUGAUGGCCGUGGGGCUCACCAGAACAUCAUUCCGGCCUCAACUGGUGCUGCCAAGGCCGUUGGCAAAGUCAUUCCCGAACUUAACGGUAAGCUGACAGGCAUGGCAUUCAGGGUGCCUGUGGCUGAUGUGUCGGUGGUGGACCUGACAUGUCGCCUGUCCAAGCCUGCAUCUUAUGCAGAGAUUAAGGAAGCUGUCAAGAAGGCUGCUCAUGGGCCCAUGAAGGGGGUGCUUGGUUACACAGAGGAUCAGGUUGUGUCCUCCGACUUCAUUGGCGAUACCCACUCGUCCAUCUUUGAUGCUGGUGCUGGCAUCUCCCUCAAUGACAACUUUGUGAAGCUCAUCUCCUGGUAUGAUAAUGAGUAUGGCUACAGCCACCGUGUUGCUGACCUGCUGUUAUACAUGCAUUCCAAGGAGUAG